CGAAUUCAAAAAAGUAAUACAAAAUAAAAUCAUAUGGUUUAAUUAUUGCUUUUUCUGAAUUUUCAAUUGGGACACGACCUUUUCCCAUUAGCAGUGCAUGUGAGGUCAGUGAAGGAGUGACAUAGAGAGUGUGUGAAAUGGAGCCUAUUCUGAAAGUCGUCUCCACGUUCUCCUUUGCACUAAUUGUGGGGUGUGCUGUGUCUGUUUCUGUGUUCCACUAUUCUCAUAUUCCACAAAAUCAGCUUUUUCGUAUGAAGUUCUGAACCUUCCGUUUCUUGCCCAUGGCCAACUGUACAUGAAAUUUUCGAACACCCUCUCUUCAGAUAUCGCUGAAGGUUGCAUUUUUAGGUCAUUGGUGAUUUUUGGAGAUCUGGGUAUGCUGUAUUUUGCUCUCUCAAGUGGGUUAGACCAGUGACCAACCUGGGUCAUAAUGUUGGAAGAUGCUCCUUGAUUUGCGAAAAGGGUGCUGUGUCGAGUUUGUUUCUGGAAAGCAUAGGAAUUUGGAGUGAUGGUGGUUUGAGAAAGUAUCAGAGGAAUGGUGAUGGAAGUGUUUAACUAGUACAUUUUGCUUUUGAGGCAAGAUUUGUGCAGUGAUGGCUUCAACCAACCCUUCUCCAAAUGCUUCCCCUGUUGCAGUGCCUCCUGUUCUUGGUGGUAUUUUAUCACCACCACCUUCUUCAUCUUCUCCAACCAAUUCCUCCAACCCCCCAUCAUCUCUCAAUUCUUCCCAGCCCAAUCAAACACCCAAUUCCCCUGCUCCUUCAUCUCCCUCUGACCCUUCAGCUCCACCUCCUUCACCUCCUCAGGCAGUGCCUGUAACCCCUCCUCCUUCCAUUUCACUCUCUCCUCCACCAUCUUCUCCACCACCACCAACUCUGCCCCCUCCUUCACCACCAGAUUCUCCACCGCCAUUACCACCAGCAUCUCCAACGCCACCAGUUGUAACAUCUCCCCCCUCACCACCAGCCACCACCACUGCCCCUCCUCCAGCUGAGCUUCCACCUUCCCCUCCAGUUUUGUCUCCACCAUCUUCACCAACUGUUUCCCCUCCUCCCCAAUCUCCUCCCGCUACAAUUCCCCCUCCUUCUCAACCAAUUUCACCAUCUCCUCCUCCUCCUGCCAAUGUUCCAAGGCCACCAUCCACUGGUACUCCUCCACAGAAAGAAAGUCCUCCCAAAACUACUCCUUCACAUGCACCUCCUCCAUCAGUUUCUCAAUCUCCUCCUAAGCCUCCUUCUUCUGAUGUUCCCCCUCCAUCCACAUUGCCAUCAACUCCUUCAGUCCCUUCAGGAUCUUCACCUCCAGCUUCUUUGCCUGACCCCCCAACCAAUGAAACCGCCGUUGGGGGUCCACCGGUACCACUGCCGUCUCUUCCAACUGAGAAACCCACUGCUAGACCAACUAAUGAUGGUUCUAACGAUAUAGCUACAAACAACACGCCUUCACAUUCAGGUGGGUUAAGUGCUGGAGGAUCCGUCGCCAUUGGAAUUGUAGUUGGUUUUAUUGUCCUCAGUUUUCUUGUUAUGGCCGUGUGGUUUGUACAGAAGAAGAAGAAGAAGAGGGAAAAAGGAUCAAGAGGUGGUUAUGCUGCUCCUUCUCCAUUUACCUCAUCCCACAAUUCAGGUACCUUAUUCUUGAGGCCACAGUCUCCAGCCAACUUUGUAGCAGGUAGUGGAUCUGGUAGUGAUUUUGUGUAUUCUCCAUCAGAAGCAGGUGGAGUAAGUAGCUCGAGAUCAUGGUUCACGUAUGAAGAACUUAUCCAAGCUACAGAUGGAUUUUCGGCACAAAAUUUGCUGGGAGAAGGUGGAUUUGGUUGUGUCUAUAAAGGUUUACUCGUAGAUGGAAGAGAAGUAGCUGUGAAACAGCUCAAAAUAGGUGGUGGGCAAGGGGAACGUGAAUUCAGGGCAGAAGUUGAGAUAAUCAGCCGUGUGCAUCAUCGUCAUCUGGUUUCCUUGGUUGGUUACUGUAUAUCUGAACAUCAGAGAUUGCUUGUAUAUGACUAUGUUCCCAACAAUACUCUUCAUUACCAUCUCCAUGGCGAAAAUAGACCAGUUCUGGAUUGGCCUACCAGAAUCAAGGUUGCUGCUGGUGCAGCUCGAGGAAUAGCUUACCUGCAUGAAGACUGUCAUCCACGCAUUAUUCAUCGAGAUAUUAAGUCAUCAAACAUCCUUCUUGAUCUCAACUAUGAAGCUCGACUUGUGCUGCUGCAUCAGCAUCUCAGACUAUUUUCUUUAUUGGGACAUUUUGAUCAUCAGGUUUCGGACUUUGGGCUUGCAAAACUGGCAUUAGAUUCAAAUACACAUGUGACAACACGAGUAAUGGGAACCUUUGGGUACAUGGCACCAGAAUAUGCAACAAGUGGGAAACUAACGGAAAAGUCUGAUGUAUAUUCCUACGGUGUUGUGCUUUUGGAGUUAAUUACGGGUAGGAAGCCUGUAGAUGCAUCUCAACCAAUCGGUGAUGAGAGUCUGGUUGAAUGGGCUCGGCCUUUGUUGAGUGAAGCACUUGAGAAGGAGGACUUUGAAAUCUUGGUGGAUCCAAGACUGGGAAAGAACUACGACAGAAAUGAAAUGUUCAGGAUGAUCGAGGCUGCUGCAGCCUGCGUACGCCACUCGUCGGUGAAGAGGCCACGGAUGAGUCAGGUGGUGAGAGCUUUAGAUUCCUUAGACGAGUUUACGGAUCUGAAUAAUGGAAUGAAACCGGGGCAGAGUUCGGUGUUUGAUUCUGCACAGCAAUCUGCACAGAUCAGAAUGUUUAGAAGGAUGGCUUUUGGGAGCCAAGAUAGUUCAAGUUUCUUCAAUGAGUCUCAGAGUAGCUGGAGGAGUAGAGAUCAGCACUCAGCAACCAUGUUUUCCCAAAACAAAACUGGGUCUUGUAAUGUUUGAGUCUCAUGACUCACUCACUGUUAAGGGAUUGCACAAAUUUUGAUUGAUGCACAUGACACAACACAGUUUUACUGGUGGGACAUCAUGUAUAAUGGUGUAAAUCUCGUUUUUACUAUUUUUGUUCUCAUUUUCCUAACAUCAUGUUGCUUUCUAAGGCCCUUUCCAUUCUUUGUAAAUUAGGUUAUUUGUUGCGUAAAGCAAUGUAUUUAUUUAUGUAAAAUACUGUGUAUGAGUUCUAACACUUCCCAAUCUAACACCGCAUGAAAUCACACUUUGCGCA
This is a messenger RNA of Vigna angularis (adzuki bean), 3165 nucleotides long. Its product is annotated as proline-rich receptor-like protein kinase PERK8. Gene Ontology annotation, biological process: protein phosphorylation. The transcript has 9 exons. The coding region runs from base 594 to 2885 and encodes 763 amino acids. Gene Ontology annotation, molecular function: ATP binding; protein kinase activity. NCBI's taxonomy places the organism in Eukaryota, Viridiplantae, Streptophyta, Magnoliopsida, Fabales, Fabaceae. The record is from RefSeq and is a predicted model, not a curated record.